CAGAAAAAAUGAGAUAAAAACUGAAAUACACCAUAACACAGCAAGUUGGAACCAUGCAAUCCUCACUCCUAAUAUCUUCUUUCUCUUUCCCCACUGCUCCUCCUCCUCGCCGGUCAGCCACUUCACUCCACUCUCUCUCCAUCAAAUCCUCCGUCGAGAAGACCCCUACCACCAAACCCCAACCCACAAACGCCUCUCCCCCGAAACCCGCUUCCUGGGUCAGUCCCAACUGGCUCACUUCUCUAUCUCGCUCCUUGACCUUUGGUCGCGGUGACGAUUCCGGGAUACCCAUUGCCAGUGCCAAGCUUGAUGAUGUCUCUGAUCUGCUUGGCGGCGCUUUGUUCUUGCCGUUGUUUAAGUGGAUGAAUGAGUAUGGCCCUAUCUAUAGGCUUGCUUCUGGGCCCAGGAAUUUUGUGGUUGUUAGUGAUCCUGCCAUUGCCAAGCAUGUUUUGAGGAAUUAUGGAAAGUAUGCUAAAGGGCUUGUCUCUGAGGUCUCGGAGUUUCUUUUUGGGUCAGGCUUCGCCAUUGCCGAGGGUUCCCUUUGGACAGUGAGACGCAAGGCUGUGGUUCCAUCUCUGCACAAGAGGUAUUUGUCUGUGAUGGUCGACCGGGUAUUUUGCAAAUGUGCUGACAGAUUGGUGGAGAAGGUGCAACCUUUUGCACUCAAUGGCAAUGCUGUAAACAUGGAAGAGAAGUUCUCUCAAUUGACUCUUGAUGUGAUUGGUCUGGCACUAUUCAAUUACAAUUUUGAUUCACUUACGGCUGAUAGCCCUGUUAUUGAUGCAGUUUACACUGCACUAAAAGAAGCGGAAUUACGCUCUACGGAUAUUUUACCUUACUGGAAGAUUAAGCCUUUGUGCAAGAUAAUUCCAAGACAGAUAAAAGCUGAAAAGGCAGUGACAAUCAUUAGAACAACAGUUGAAGAGCUUAUUAAGCAGUGCAAAGAGAUUGUUGAAAGUGAGGGCGAAAGAAUUAAUGAGGAGGAAUAUGUUAAUGAAACUGAUCCAAGCAUCCUUCGGUUCCUGCUAGCAAGCAGAGAAGAGGUUUCAAGUUUACAAUUAAGAGAUGACCUCUUAUCAAUGUUAGUUGCUGGUCAUGAGACCACUGGCUCAGUGUUGACGUGGACGCUAUAUCUUCUAAGUAAGGAUUCCACCUCAUUACUAAGAGCACAAGAAGAAGUUGACAGAGUUUUACAGGGAAGGGCUCCUCUCUAUGAAGAUAUAAAGGAUCUCAAGUUUCUAACUCGAUGCAUAAAUGAGUCUAUGCGACUUUAUCCACAUCCUCCUAUCUUGAUAAGAAGGGCUGAAGUUGACGACAUUCUUCCAGGAGAUUAUAAGGUUAAAGCUGGUCAAGACAUAAUGAUUUCAGUAUAUAACAUACAUCAUUCUGCACAGGUCUGGGAGAGAGCAGACGAGUUUGUGCCAGAAAGAUUUGACUUGGAAGGUCCAAUACCUAAUGAGUCAAACACAGACUUCAGGUUUAUUCCAUUCAGUGGAGGGCCUCGUAAAUGUGUUGGUGAUCAGUUUGCUAUGCUGGAAGCUAUUGUCACACUUGCAAUAUUUCUUCAGCACUUGAAUUUUGAGUUGCUACCUGAUCAGAACAUUAGCAUGACAACUGGAGCAACAAUACAUACAACGAAUGGCUUGUUCAUGAAACUGAGCCAACGGCAAUCUAAUUUGGCUUUUGCUUCAUCAACUUCAAGGUAAACUGUAAAUUUGUGUACUCUGGAAACAUCAAAUGUUAUAGUGUGCUAUAGUUGGAAAAAGAAAAUGGACACUCUGAUUAUGAUUCUUUGCUGUACGUACUAUCGAUCUUUUUACUUCAAAAGGUGGUAGCUAGUGGCAAUUUCAAUUAUCUGAGUGGUGAAUGAAGGAAUGUAACUUCCUCAUAUCUGUUUCUUUCAUUUCUUGUGCAUUUCAAACAAACAUAGGAUGUUGGACCUUCUAACACACACAUGGCAUUAAGAUAUCUUAAUUUGGAUUAGUAACAACAUUUUGCAUGCCUUCCCCAUGCAUCCUGGAGAGUCAAAUGCAUCAGUACACGAAACUCAUUAGAAGUUGUGGGGUGUCAAGUGCAUGAUCAUCUGACAUCUGCUAUUUUUAUUCUCCCCCAAGGCGUUGAUAUUCUUCUAAGCCGGCCACCACCUGUGUUAAUAUUCUGUGAAUUUUUAUUUCGU
Messenger RNA from Rubroshorea leprosula, 2176 nucleotides. The record is from the annotation of a GenBank genome assembly. Lineage: Eukaryota; Viridiplantae; Streptophyta; Magnoliopsida; Malvales; Dipterocarpaceae.